Molecule: messenger RNA, 165 nt
Organism: Racocetra persica
Lineage: Eukaryota; Fungi; Glomeromycota; Glomeromycetes; Diversisporales; Gigasporaceae
Source: the annotation of a GenBank genome assembly
AGAAAAGAAGAAGGAAGUCCCAAUGAAGCCAAACCUGACAAAGCAAGAUCCAAUAAAGUAAAGCCCAAAGAAGACCCAGUGAAAGAAAAAAAGAAGGAAGUCCCAAUGAAGCCAAACCCGACGAAGCUAGAUCCAUUAAGUAAAGCCCGAAGAAGACUCAGUGAA